AUGGGCGCUUCUCCGAGCGCCGGCCGUUCCCCUCCUUCGCUCGGCGCCUCCGCCGUUGCCGCCGUCCGCGCGAGUGUUGUGCCGGUCUGCUUAAUUGCGCCUCCUCUUUCCUUCCUGCCUUCCUUCUCACCCCGCCCCCUCGCGCUGCGCCGAAGAGGGGCGGAGUUUCUGCGGAGCGCGACGGUGGCCCCGCGCCCGCAGCGUGUCUUCCGGCGUUGCCCGCGCUAUGGCCGCGGCGAUGUGCGGCUGCCCCCGGGACGCACUUCUGUGGGAGCACGGCCGCCGCACUGCGGGCGACUCGGCUGCUGCUCUGCGGCCCUGGCGGGUGCGCGGGCGCUCCCGGCUGUUGCGGCGGCGGCCUGUCGCCGCGAUGGCGCCUUUCGCUGUCGCGUGGGUGCGCUUCACUCCCGGAACAACGCGGCCGCGCGGCAGCGCUGCCUUCCCUCCUGUGGGCAACGGUGCUUGUGCGGGGGUGCCUGUUUCUAUUGGUGUUCUGUGGCCCGCCUCUCCGCGGGGGGUUGUCGGCGGGCGGCGGAGUUGCCCAAGCUCUCGCUGGUGGUGGUCGGCGCGUCUGGUGGGCGGGGCGCGCCGCCGUCUCUUCCUUUUCCUGUUGCCUCGUUGCUCCGCUGCCCGCGUGUCUGCCGCUGCGGUGCUCAGCAGUUUUUUGCGCCUUCCGCGAGCAGCUGCUGCGGCGCGUUCCCUACUUUUUGGGUGUUGUUGCUUGGGUUGCUGCAGUAUUAUCCUGCUUUCUUUCUUUCUGUGUUUUUUUUCUUACCUCUUGCGGGCAGUUCUAUAAAGUUGUCGCCAAUUUUCCUUGAAGUUCUCACGAACGUGGCUGGGUGCUCUGUGCUUCUGCUGCUGCUGCUGCUGUGGAUGACUGCAAAUAGGCCCGCUAGACUUCUCGUCCCCGCGCGAUGCCCCAAUUUCGCGGCCGUCUCCGGGGAAUUCUUUCUUUUGUUUCUUGCCUUACACGCUCCACUGAGCGUCGUAGCAGCGGGGUAUGUUUCUGCGACUGUUCCUGCGCAGGAUGUGUUUCGCGUCGAGUUCUCCGGCUCUGAGUGGCCGUACGUGUAUGAGACGCUGCUGCAGCACAGCAGCGCCCCGGCUGGGCAGAGGACGGUCUCCACGCUGAUUAAUCCGGUCGCUGCGGCGGUGGCGGAUCUGCUGAUGGCCUCCUUGUCGGCACCGCCUGGUGUGACGGGAUUGAGCGUGCGUGGCUGCCACUUUGGCCCAGGGGAGGGCCUCGCGGUCGUCUACGCCGUGACGCGGUUUGAGGGCGGCGGGGAGUUGACAGAUGAUGAAAUCAGCGCCCUUGUGCGCCGCGCCGACACAUCCUACCUGCAGUCGCUCUACUGGCAAAACGGCGGUCGUGCGACGGAGGCCAUCGUCGUGAGGGAGGCCGCCCCUGAUACGCCGAGGGAGAAGUGCGACCUUGGCUGCCGGUACGCAGUGGGCAUCGCUCUUCCUGUUCUGUGCUGCGCGGUGAUGUGCAUUCCAAUAUUCAUCUCGCUGGUGUCCCCGCGACGCACCAGCCUCAAGCUGGACCCGCCGCCGCCGCCGCCCGCGUGUGCGCAGGUGUGCUGCUCCCGCCACGCGGCGACGCUCACGUCGUCGUACAGGCUUUCCGGCGCGGCGGCGCCCUCGGAGCCCGACGAUGGGCCCGUCGCCUCGGCGGCGGAUGCGAUGGAGGGGUACCCCGCCGGCUACCGGGUGCCGGAGGAGGCGGCGGAGACCGACGACGCGUACUACACCCGCGUCGCCCAGCAGGCGUUUGAGGCGGAGCGCAAGCGCCGCGAGGACGAGAAUCGCUGGCGGCGGGCGAAUGGCCUUCCGCUGCUGACAGAGCUACGGGAGUCGGCGAAGAAGCCGCGGGUGCUGGUGGUGGAGGAUCGCCAGGAAACCGUGCAAAGCACACUCAUGGACCUCGACCCGGAGGAGCGGGCAAAGCUGGAGCACGCGCCGCCGCAGGAGACGGAGGAGGAGGAGGAGCAGCAGCAGCAGGAGGUGUCCCCGGCGUUGGAUGCACCGCAGCGGGGCGGCGUGGCCGACGACGCCGUGGCGCCGCAGGGCGCUCAGGGCUUCUACGCAACCGCCUCCUCCCUCGACCCGUACCGACCGAACCGGAAACCGUUUGUUCCCUCGUCAACGGUGGCGUCGGCGCGUGUCGUGGAGGUGCGGCACGACCCGCCGCAUUCCCCGUCGCUUCUCUCCGUGCCGGCGCCCCUCACAGGUGGCAGCGCCGGGCAAGACGCGCCGGCAACUUCUCCCCACACGCCUCCGCCCACCGCACUACCACCAGGGGAGCCUGAAGCCGGCACAACCCCCCUGUCCGUCGUGGAGCGUCGGAAAAUGCCGCUGCGCGACACCGGCCUCAUUGGCGGAGAGAUUCUUGCACGGGCCCCCUCGGCCGCCGAGGCGCGUGGGUCAAAAGGCAGUUCAGGCUCAAGUCUGCGGUGGCCCCUGUCUAAAGAAAGCCGCAGCGGCACUCCGGACUCUAACGCAAAGUAG
Molecule: messenger RNA, 2508 nt
Organism: Trypanosoma conorhini
Lineage: Eukaryota; Euglenozoa; Kinetoplastea; Trypanosomatida; Trypanosomatidae
Exons: 1
Coding region: 1-2508 (835 amino acids)
Source: RefSeq, a predicted model, not a curated record